Molecule: messenger RNA, 5421 nt
Organism: Dicentrarchus labrax (European seabass)
Lineage: Eukaryota; Metazoa; Chordata; Actinopteri; Moronidae
Exons: 2
Coding region: 1751-3364 (537 amino acids)
Source: RefSeq, a predicted model, not a curated record
GUCCUGCGUGGCAGCCAUGUUGAAGCCGUGUUGUUGGCUCUCGUACUGCAGCAGCUGACUCAGCAGACUGAACGCCAACUGCAGGUCGCUCCCGUGAACAACCGCCUUUUGACUGGUCCUGCAGCAUUGCAGCAAUCCUGAGAUCAAAGGUGUUUGCAGUCGGGGUGGAAGAGGGAGAGACAGAGCUGCUACUGCCCACAGACAGCUGCUGGAGCCCGGGGAGCUCUGCAGGAGAGAGCCGAAGCUUCUGGAGGAAUAAACAGCCGAAGCGUGCUGGAUUCUGCUCUGAUCUGGAGACGAUUACACUGUUUAUCUUUUAAACUUCUGAGAUUAAAAAGUGGAUUUAUCCUCACUCUCUGUUCUCAACCUGUCUACUGUGAGCCACAGAUGUGACAGUACAAUUUAGUGCAGUAUUAUAGAGUAUAAAACAGUGGGUAACACUUUAUAAUGAGUACACACUAUUAAGCAUUAGUUAAGCAUGAAUAAAUAAUGAAAUCAUCAUUUAUAAUGCAUGAAUACACAUUAGUAUGUAGUUUAUAUGUGACAAGUUGUAUAUAACAAUUUAUUCAUACAUACAAUUUAUUUUGAGUUAAAACACAAUUCAUCUGAAAAGCUCAUUUCAGUUUGAUAUUAUCACAGUUAUUAUAGUAUCUAUUUUAAAAGAUGUAAUUUCAUUUAUGGUAGUUGUGAAUGUAUAUGAAGAAUAUGCAACGAGUGAGUAACACCAAGAAGAGGAAUGCAGAUAGGUAAUACAAAUCUUUAUCUGUGUGGUUUAAUGGUUCGUCGAUCUGUUGGUAAUGCCUCGGGGCUCCAGUAGGGGGAUCGCGCUCCUCUUCCUCAUUCAAUACAGACGAGUGAAGGAAAGAGCUGCGUGUGUGUUUUCCUCAUCCUUCUCCCGUUACUAUUCCCCUUUUUAAGGUAAUUACCAUUUGCAAAGCACUGUAUACUUAUGAACACAUGUCGAUAGCAUUUUUCUUUAUGUUACUCUGUUACUGUAAAUGCAUGGAAAAGACGUUUUGUUAGACUUAUUUGUUGUUUAGUUUCUUGCUAAUUCAGACGUGUAAGCUAGCAGUCGGAUACCUCGUGGCCACGCCGUAGAGUCUGAAUGUUGACAUUGGUGUUUAAGUGUGUUACUGUUUCAUUUAUAUAUUUAUAUAUUUGUGUCUAGUUCAUGUCAUAAUGACGAGAAUUGAUGAGUCAACAUGUUAAAAAAUACAUUUCAUUAUUCAAAAGUUCCAUGAUAAUUUAACUUGUUAAAAACAUAAUUUACAUGUCGUGUGUAUUUGAUUAAAACAAUAAUUUAGAUAAUUUAGAACAUGUUAAAAAGACACAUAUGAUAUUUGUGGUCCUAAAACUGAGUGUGCAUAUGUAUACAUUUGUCUGUUGUUCGUAUGCAUUGUUUAAAAUAAGAUUCAAUACAGACGAGUGAAGGAAAGAGCUGCGUGUGUGUUUUCCUCAUCCUUCUCCCGUUACUAUUCCCCUUUUUAAGGGUACAACAUUUGGAGGCACCGCUGGGAUGUUUGGCUUGAGGACCAUCCCUGAGAUCUAAGUGGAAUCCUCGCGUCCAUCAUCCCUUAAAACAACCCAGGCAUCAGAGAGAAGAGUCGGACAAGGCGGUCAAGGUGGUCUUCAGACAUGUACUGGCAACUUGUAUCCUGAAGUGAGCAAAAGUGACCACUAGGGAGCAGCAAAAAACCAAUUAAGUCAGAUAGACCUUUACUUUACUGCUUGUGCCAACUCUUCUGAUAAAAUGGAGUCUGAAUUGGAGAAGCUGCAACUGGAGAUUAAAGGAACAUUGUACCAACUGACUGUCAAACAGCUGAUUAAAGUAUGCGACACACUUCAGAUUUUGGGACCAGGAAUAGAACACGUGGCUGGUAAAACUCGCAGUCAGUUAAUUUCUCAUGUAAUAGAGUAUCUUGAGCGGGAAGAACUGGCCGACCUGGAGGAUGAGGGUAUGUCAGACCUCCUUAAUGUUCAGGACAUAAUAUACAAAGUCCAUAUGACAACAAACCUAAGUGAAUGUGAAAUCCUAAGUCAAACUGAUGAACAGGAAAACCUUCAGAAAGAGGUAGAGGCGCUGAGGCUGUCACUGAAAGAAAAAGAGGAUGCAAUGCAUGGCUUAAUGAAAUCAAGUACGAACACCCCUGUCAGUCCCAGCAAAACAGCAAAGAAUAUGGCCCCAGCACCGUCUAAUGGUUCCAUGUGGCGCAAAGAUUUUAAGAUAUCUGGCCAGAUAGGUGAGCCAGGGCAAAAGGAUAGGCUAACCUUUUCUAGUUUAGCCCGACAAAUUGAAAGUGGGCUCAGCAAAGACUAUCCAGAGUCAGAGAUCAUUGAUGCUGUAAUCCACGCCAUCACACCAGGUCUGCAAUUGCGAAGUUACCUUGAAGGGAAAGACAAACUUACCCUGCCUGCCCUUCGCAGAAUUCUCAGAUCUCAUUACCAGGAGAAAGCUGCCACAGAGUUAUAUAAACAACUCACCUCUGAGGUUCAAAACAGUAAGGAGACCCCUCAGAAUUUCCUGAUAAGAGCAAUGGACCUGAGACAGAAGAUCCUGUUUGCUUCUCAGGAAGCUGACUCAAGUCUAAAAUAUGACCCAGCACUAGUCCAGAGUCUAUUCAUGCACACUGUUCUAACUGGCCUUCAGAGUGACAAUAUUAAGAGUGACCUGCAGCCUUACCUCCUCCAAACGAGCACUUCAGAUGAGCUGCUGCUGGAGAAACUGAACAUUGCAUGCAGCAACGAAAAAGAGAGGCAGGACAAAAAGAAACAUGCUGCUCCAUCACGUGUAACUACUGUGAAUACAGUUCAGUCAAGCGAACCUCCAGUGGAAAAGAAAAGCACCAUCCCACAACGCACAGCUACACUUCCUCCAGAUCUGCUUUCUGAGAUAAAAGAAAUGCGCUCUGACAUGGUGCUGUUGAAGGACUUGAGAGCUGAGGUCUCCCAGAUCAGGGAAACCAUCCAAAGAUCCACACCUGCACCCCCACAAUAUCCCCAACCAAACAGAGAACCAGCAAAUAUGCCUGCCCCAUAUCCAGUGUUCUUCCCCCCACAGCCCCCACAUUGUAACAAUGAAUCAGAUCCCAUGCCCUUUUACCAACAGCAGUCACCAACAGCAGUGCAGGAGUACCGACCAGUAUUUGGUCCUGGGCGAAUGAGGGAGACAACUCAGUUUCAGCAAAGGUUUGCACCUCAGCGGUUCUACCCAGCACCACGCUCUCGCCCAAGGUGUUUCUCUUGUAUGCAAGCAGGUGAAGAGUACUGUCAGCAUUGCUUUAAGUGUGGAAGCAGUGAACACUUCAGAGCAGGUUGUAAAGCACAGAGAUCAGUAGAGCCAGCUAGGAAGAGUCCUUUAAACUAAGAGGGGUUGCUCCCACGGGACAUGGAGUAACCAGUAACAUAGAUAAGUCCCAAGUUUGCACAAGUUGUGAAGAAGAAAAAGGAAGUGAGGAACUAAAAUGUUGUUCAGUUUGUAAAACCACACUGUACUGCUCAAAAGAGUGCCAGAGAACCCAUUGGCCAGCACACAAAAGACACUGUAAGCCUUCUGCAUGUUCAAGUAUUAAGAAAAAGGCAACUCAGUCAUGUGAGAAAGUUAAAUGCAAAGAAAGUAGUGCUCCAGAGAAAACACCUACUGUAAGAGAGCUAGUAGGGAAGAAGUGUGUAAUCAGGUGUUUCCUGCACAAACAAAAGAUUCAGGCACUUUGGGACACAGGUUCACAGGUUUGUGCUAUAGACGAACAAUGGAAAAGAAGCCAUUUACCUGAUGUGCCACUCAGAGAUGUAGCAGAGCUAGUCGACCCACUUGAUCCGUUACAAAUUGAAGCAGCCAAUGGGACAGAAAUGCCAUACAUCGGCUGGCUUGAAGUGUCCUUUAAGCUCACCGCUAGUGAUCAUGAGUUGCUAAUACCCAUGCUAGUGCUAAGAGGCAACCAACAACAGUGUCCCAUUAUUGGCUUUAAUGUUAUUGAACGCCUUGUCCUAGAUAGCAUGCAAGAUCAGACAAAGCAAGGAGACAAAGAGAAACUCGUGAAGGCUGUAAAAAUGGCUUUUCCUCAUCUCAGGAAGAACAAAGCAAAAACCUUUAUUAAUGCAGUGAGUGUAGGGCAAGAAUGUGAUCAUAAUGUAAGGACAGUAAAUGAGAGAAUCAGUGUGCCUAAACAGAGCUCCAUCCAAAUUGAGUGUCGAGUACAGGCUGCACCUUUCAAAGAGGAUAAGACUCUUAUUUUCGAACCUUAUGAGAAUCCACAGUGGCCUGAAGGACUGGACUUUUGUGAUACCCUUGUGUCAGUGAAGGCAGGCAUGACCCCAAAAAUCAUUGUUAGUGUGCAAAACCCUACAGGUCAUGACAUUACGCUGCCCGGAAGGACUGUUAUUGGAACUGUACAGUCAGUGAGGUCAGUGUAUCCUGCCAACAUAUUUAAAACAGAUCAUCUAACAACUGCAUCCAUUCAUCAUGUCCAGGCCCAGAGUUCCAGUGAAAGCAUCCCUGCACAUGAACCUUGGGAUCCUCCUGUGGAUUUGACUCACCUGGAAGAACAUCAGAGACAAAUAGUCCGUCAGAUGUCAGAGUCAUUUUCUAAGUCUGAUAAUGACAUAGGCUGUGUGGAAAACCUACAAAUGGACAUUUCACUAAAAGAUGUUGAGCCAGUGUCAAAAGCAUAUCUCUCUGUUCCAAAGCCUUUGUACAAAGAGAUGAAAGACUACUUACGGGACUUGAUAGCGCAAGGGUGGGUUGAAAAAUCUACCUCUUCCUACUCCUCCCCAGUUGUCUGUGUAAGAAAAAAAGACGGUACGCUGCGCUUAUGUAUUGACUACAGGGAGCUCAAUAGGAAAACUCACCCAGACCGCCACCCCAUCCCCAGAGUACAGGACAUUAUGGACACUCUGGGGGGAAACACCCUCUUUUCACUGCUGGACCAGGGUAAGGCAUAUCACCAGGGGUUCAUGUCAAAGGACAGUAGACACUUAACAGCUUUUGUGACCCCCUGGGGCCUGUAUGAGUGGGUCCGAAUCCCAUUUGGGCUCAUGAAUGCACCUGCAGCAUUCCAGCGCUGCAUGGAACAGUGCUUAGAGGGCUUAAGGGAUGAAAUAUGUGUGCCUUAUCUCGAUGACGUUCUUGUGUUUAGCAAAACCUUUGAGGAUCAUGUCAGUGAUGUCAGAAGGGUGCUGCGACGACUGAGGGGACAUGGGAUAAAACUGAAACCCAAGAAAUGUGACCUGUUUAAGGCGGAAGUACGGUACCUUGGGAGGAUUGUGUCUGCUGAGGGAAACAGGAUGGACUCUGCUGAUACUGCUGCAGUAAGGGCUCUGAAAGACAAGCAGCCAGGUACUGUUGGUGAACUAAGAGCAAUAUUAGGACUGUUGAGUUAUUACCGGCAGUACAUCAAGGAUUUUUCACGUAUUGCCUGCCCCUUG